CUAACACAAAUGCUAAGCAUAUGGAGGCGUUUCCAUCAUGAAAUUUAGACUGCAGCACAUUAUCCAUCACAUCAACACCUAUAAAAUACCAAGCGAUCACCAUUGUCUUUUAGUCACCACUUGCCACCUUCGUCUGAUCUCUCAAUCUCAAAAACACGCUUCUGUCGAAUGGGAAAUUUCAUUUUACUAAACAUUGAACAUCUGUUUCCUGCCUUCUUCAUCAUCCUAAUUCCUUGUUUCUUUGAUGGUGUAAUUUGCACAGACUCAGAAAGCUCAUCAAUCUUACCUCCUUUAAUCCCCCUUCCCCCAUUACCUCCUUUAGUCCCCCUUCCCCCGUUACCUCCAUUAAUCCCCCAACUUCUGAACUUCGCAGACCAAAGACUAGCUCUUGUUUACCCUAUAAUCAUGACCUUUAGGAACAUGAUCAUUUCUGACCCAUUAGGCAUCACUCAAACCUGGGUUGGCUCCGACAUAUGCAACUACAAGGGUUUCUACUGUGAUAACCCUCCAGACAAUAAAAGCGCCACUACACUUGCCUCCAUAGAUUUCAAUGGCUUCCAGCUCAGUGCUCCCACUCUUGACGGCUUCAUCGAUCAACUUCCUGACCUAGCACUUUUUCAUGCUAACUCCAAUAAUUUCUCAGGUAUCGUUUCUCCAAAAAUUGCAAAUCUCCAAUACCUCUAUGAGCUUGACAUAAGCAACAACAACUUCUCUGGCCCUUUUCCUACUGCUGUUCUCACCAUGAAUAGUCUAUCAUUCUUGGACAUCCGCUACAAUUCCUUCACUGGGUCCGUACCACCCCAAAUUUUCAAGCAAACCCUAGACGUCCUUUUCAUUAAUAACAACAAUUUCAUACAAAAACUCCCGGACAACCUUGGAGCUACACGAGCCCUUUAUCUCACUUUAGCCAACAACAGAUUCACCGGCCCAAUCCCAAAAAGCAUCGGCAGCGCUUCAUCAUCGUUGAAAGAAGUACUAUUAUUGAACAAUUUGAUCACAGGUUGCAUCCCUUAUGAACUAGGGUUUUUAAGAGAUGCAACACUUUUUGAUGCCGGAAACAACCUAUUGACCGGCCCGCUACCCUGUUCAUUGGGAUGCUUGGACAAGAUGGAGGAACUUAAUUUUGCCGGAAACUUACUGUACGGAAAGGUGCCGGAGGUGGUGUGCGAACUAGGAAAUUUGGUCAAUUUAUCGCUGUCCAACAACUAUUUCACGUCGGUCGGGCCUAUUUGUAGGCAGCUGAUAAAAAAUGGGGUUCUUGACUUGAGGAAGAACUGUAUUCAGCAUCUUGCUGAUCAAAGAUCAGUGGAGGAGUGUGCCUUGUUUUUCGUGAAGCCUAGAAGUUGCCCGGACCCGUCGACGUUUAGUUUACUGCCUUGUAAGGUUCCACCAAAAUCGAAGGGGCAUUUGGUGUCUGAUAAUGCUGCUUUUUCGAAGCAUAGAUUGUGACUUGUGAGGAUUUGGUAUUGGCUUAUAGCUAUAUGGUUAAGGACUCAAGUAUAUAUCGAUGCAAAUAUUUA
Molecule: messenger RNA, 1520 nt
Organism: Malus domestica (apple)
Lineage: Eukaryota; Viridiplantae; Streptophyta; Magnoliopsida; Rosales; Rosaceae
Molecular function (GO): protein binding
Source: RefSeq, a predicted model, not a curated record